AAUCACUCUCUGAAUCACAUUAUAUAUUUUUAUAAAAAAAAAAAUUCCACCAAGCUCUAAGCAAAAAAUGGCGAUGGAGCUGAUCAACAACAAAUCGAGACGAGAAAAGAGAACCAUCAUCUCACUCUACCAGCUAAACCCAUCAUUCUACAACAAAAUCGUCUCCCGGAGCUCCUCCGCCAGCAGCUCCGACCAGAUCUCCCGCGGCGGGGUUCCUUUCAUUUGGGAAAUUCAGCCCGGGACGCCGCGGAUCCAGCCGAAAUCGUUGCUCCCGCCGCCGCCGGGGUGGCGGUUCUCCUCCAGGAAAUCUCCGACCACCGCGCCGCGGCUGUCAUCGGCGUCGUCGCACAGCCUGAGGAACCUGCCGGGAGUGUCCGGGCGGAAGAGGAGCUUCCUGGCGAAGCGGAUCAAGAAAUUCGCAUCGGGAAUUUCGGAUCUGGUGGCGGGGAAAUUGAGGAAAAUACCGGGUCGGGUCCCGACCCGGCUGACCGCGGGGCAGAAGGAAAUGGUGAGAGCUUUUUUCUGGAGGAACGUGAAUCGCGCGCACAGGAAGCUGAGGAUCGCCGGGAGGAAGUUCCGGCAGGUGAAGGCUCGGGUUUCGCCGGGAUCGCCGCGCGGGCGGGGGUUCAGGGAGUAUUUCUCCAGAAACGCGAAGUUUCGCCCGGAGAUUUCUCCUUCUUUCUCGGAUUUCUCCGGUUCCGGCAGCGGUGGUUCUUCCUCGUCGUCGUCGUCGGUUAAAUCGCCGCCGAGGUCGCGGUUUGCCCUGCGAUCGAGCCCGAGCUUGGGGAAGAAAUUGUCAACGAAGUGGACUAAAAGCCUGAAGCUGUUGAGACGGGGAGGUUAAUUAGUUUUAGUCAGAUGAUGGGCCUAAAGCCCUUCAAUUAGAGCUUUUUCUGAGUUAGUUAAGAGAAUUGGGCCUGGAAACCAAGCCCAGUGGAGAACUGCAGAUGUACAGUGUAAGCCAAUAGAACGUUAUGGAAUAAGAAAAUCAAAAGGACUUUUUUUGGUUCUAAUGUAUACAUUGUGAGAUGGACUGAAAUUUAAUCGUUAACUAUUGAAAGAAAGUCGCCAAUUGAU
Molecule: messenger RNA, 1077 nt
Organism: Linum tenue
Lineage: Eukaryota; Viridiplantae; Streptophyta; Magnoliopsida; Malpighiales; Linaceae
Source: the annotation of a GenBank genome assembly